UUCAGAUCACAUCUGAGAGAAAUCCGUGAUCGGUCUGUACUGAGACUAUUUGAGUCUGCGGAUGUGACAGGAGGACUUCCAAUGGCCGGAAUCGGGAUUGCCGGAGGUGCUGGCGUCCCGCAUUUUGAAGAUCCCAGCUACUUCUCCGAACCGGAAUUUGACUCCGAGUAUCAACAUCAGCACAUCCACAAGAGCAAGGGAAGUGCAAAAGGUGCUCCAUACUACAUCGGUUCAACAGCGAGUUUGCCAAGGGCGGGUCUCCUUCGCGCUUACUCUCCAGCAGUGGGUAAUCUGCCGCAGGACCGUAUGAAAACCCUGCCGACAGGUGCACCCCCGAAACCGCAACGCGCGUAUUCUAGUGGUACGGCCCGUUCCGGUGCGGAUGGUGCGGGGGCGCGUGCCGCCGCCCCAGACCGUUUUGCCCAAUUUGCCCAAAGGCCAAACAACUCCCUCUAUAACAUACCAGAUGGGUACAUGUCAUCGCCAGAGAGAGGCUCCCGGUAUGAGGAGGCCUACUACAGUCAAUAUGGCGCUCGAUCCGGAUCGAUUACUCCUGUCAUCGACGAAGAAGUCAGCGACACCGAAUUGAUCGACGAUCAAUAUUCGAUAUACGGCGUGAAAAUCGCGCCGGGAGGACCACGGCCCGCACCCAGAACACAAUUUUCCACGCCUGCAGCACCCCCAUACGAUGCCACGAGGAUUCGUGUGGAGCACAUGGAACGACAAUUGGCCAAUCUAACCGGUCUGGUGCAGAAGGCCCUUACGCACCAGACGCCGGCGACGCUUCAAGUGCCCUCGACAGGGCGCGACUCGUAUCGGGAUGAGUGCGAUGUGAACAUGAACGUGAACUCGUCGUCGAGUUCGAUGCAAACGCUGCCAGAUGACACCUACGUGCGUUCAGAGACAAAACCGCCCAAAUUGGGUAAAAGCGGCUGCCAAUACACCCAUCAUGGUGGAAGUAUUCGGCAUGUACCCAGCUUAAACUUCAUCUCUAUGAGCUUCUCAUUCAACGCAAUGUGGGCGUGCGGCGCUAAUUUUUCCGAUGUGUGUGUUUUAGAUAAAGUCGUUUCGUUCGAGAAGUCGGUGUCGUUCAGCGACGAGCCGCCGGAUAUGAAUUCACCCAAACAGCACAGUCCUCAACAUUCAGCGGAUACUAAACCUACCAAGCCUGCCAUUAAGUCUUCAACUCUUCCACGGACCUCCUCGCAGGAGCGAGAUCGAUUGAAACCUGCGCCGCCUCCGAAGCCAGCUUCUUUGUCGCCGGGUCAAUAUGAUGGGCGGCAUAUCUACAGAGAUUUACAAUUAACUCCGGAGAUGUACAAUCAACUACGAGGGCUGCAGAAAAAAGCGAAGGAUCUGCGUGCGGAAGUUAGGAAUUUAGGAUUAUCACGAGCGCAGGCGCAUUCGGUCGAAACCAUAAGAGAUACUUUAUUAAGAUUAAGAGCUAUGCUUAUGGUUGGAGAACAAGUCUGGCAAGCUGGAAUGGACCAAGAACGUGUGCAUCUGAGCCGUGAACAAAAUCAGUAG
This is a messenger RNA of Dalotia coriaria, 1527 nucleotides long. RefSeq names its product coiled-coil domain-containing protein CG32809. Lineage: Eukaryota; Metazoa; Arthropoda; Insecta; Coleoptera; Staphylinidae. Gene Ontology annotation, cellular component: cytoplasm. The record is from RefSeq and is a predicted model, not a curated record. The transcript is spliced from 12 exons. The annotation marks the transcript as partial.